Molecule: messenger RNA, 1581 nt
Organism: Nerophis lumbriciformis (worm pipefish)
Lineage: Eukaryota; Metazoa; Chordata; Actinopteri; Syngnathiformes; Syngnathidae
Source: RefSeq, a predicted model, not a curated record
AUGCAGCGUUUCAGAGAAGGUAUACACAUACGCACUAUGAAGGCCAAGAGAAAAGUGGAGGAGAUCUCCAAGGAGGACAUCCUGACUUUCCUGAAAAAGAAUGCCUUUGUACUCUUCACAGUGGGUGCAGUUGUCAUAGGAAUUAUUCUGGGAUUUGCAUUGCGUCCCUAUAAAAUGUCAUAUCGAGAGGUAAAGUAUUUCUCUUUCCCUGGAGAGCUAUUGAUGAGAAUGCUGCAGAUGCUUGUUCUACCUUUAUUGGUCUCCAGUCUAAUAACAGGAAUGGCAGCAUUGGACAGCAAAGCCUCAGGCAAAAUGGGAAUGAGAGCUGUGAUUUACUACAUGACCACUACGUUUAUUGCCGUCUUUAUUGGUAUCCUUAUUGUCCUCAUCAUCCACCCAGGAAAAGGAUCUAAAGAUGAGUUUGGAAAGCAACAGAUGAUAGAAGAAGUCAGUCCUGCAGAUGCCUUUUUGGAUCUGAUCAGAAAUAUGUUUCCUCCAAACCUGGUCCAAGCUUGCACUCAACAGUUCAAAACCAAAUAUGGAAAACGAGUCAUUCACGUGACUGUGACGAUGAACGACACCCUCUUUAAUACGACCAACGGCACACAGGAGGUCAUGGAAUUAACCCGAGAGGAAGUGAUCCCGGUACCUGGUCAGGUGAACGGCGUAAACGCUCUUGGGUUAGUGGUUUUCUCAAUGUGUUUUGGCCUAAUAAUUGGCAACAUGAAGGAGCAAGGCCAACUCCUGAGGGAUUUCUUCGACAGCCUCAAUGAAGCGAUCAUGCAGCUGGUUGCCAUCAUCAUGUGGUAUGCUCCUAUUGGUAUCCUGUUCCUCAUUGCAGGAAAAAUAGUGGAGAUGGAUGAUCUUACGCAGAUGGGUGGCCAGUUGGGCAUGUAUACCAUCACGGUCAUCAUUGGGCUAAUGAUCCAUGCCAUUCUUAUUCUUCCCACUCUGUAUUUUGUCAUCACUCGGCAGAACCCUUUUAUUUUCAUUGCCGGGCUUGUACAAGCUCUUGUCACAGCGCUCGGCACCUCUUCCAGCUCAGCCACCCUCCCAGUCACAUUUAAAUGUUUGGAGGAGAACAACAAAAUCGACAAGAGAAUUACUCGUUUUGUUUUACCUGUGGGAGCCACUAUCAACAUGGAUGGCACUGCUCUUUAUGAGGCGCUGGCUGCCAUUUUUAUUGCCCAAGUUAAUAACAUGGAGAUGAACUUUGGGCAGAUCAUCACCAUCAGUAUUACAGCAACCGCCGCUAGCAUCGGAGCUGCCGGUAUUCCACAAGCUGGCCUGGUCACUAUGGUGAUUGUAUUGACCUCUGUCGGACUUCCUACUGAUGACAUCACUCUGAUCAUUGCAGUAGACUGGUUCCUGGACCGUCUGCGUACCACCACCAACGUUCUGGGGGAUUCGAUCGGGGCGGGCAUCAUAGAGUUCCUCUCUCGGAACGAGCUUCGCAGCAAGGAUGUGGAGAUGGGAAAUUCAGUGCUGGAAGAGAGAGAGAGGAAGAAACCUUACAAGCUCAUUUCACAGGAUUGUGAUUUGGAAAAUGACAAACGUGGCCACAAUGAAUCGAGCAUGUAG